Molecule: messenger RNA, 1974 nt
Organism: Lepisosteus oculatus (spotted gar)
Lineage: Eukaryota; Metazoa; Chordata; Actinopteri; Semionotiformes; Lepisosteidae
Source: RefSeq, a predicted model, not a curated record
CUUUGUUGCUUUGGGAGGCAGUGCAAAAGUAACUGCUAGGAGGGGUACUGAUUUUCAGCAAGUAAGUGUGUAAAUCCGUUUGGAAAACCUAUGACAAUGGAUGCUCCAGCCUAAUCUGUGUUUGUGUCUUUUUGUUCCUGGAAUUACUCAAGAGUGAGAACAGUGUGAGGAAGGCGAACGUGCUCCUAUCUUUUUUUUUUCCAGCGAGCUCUCUUAAAAAGUCCGUUUUGAAACUUCUGCGAUGUUCCUGCUGUGACAAAUGAUCUGUUACUAAGACUGGCAGCUCGGUUUGUUCUUCGUAAGCAUCUGUAAAAAACAUAGGCAAAUGAUUUUGUAUUCGUAAUGCGAUUUUUUUUUAGCAUCUCAAAACGAGUUUCCCGAGAUCACGUUCAACACUUAAAUUGGAAGUUAUGAAAACAAAUAAUCAAAUUGAUCAAAUUUACCAUUUUCUUUCUUAAAAUGAAGACGAGUAUUUAAUAGCUUGUCUAUACUUGAUAGUCCCUUUUCAUUUUAAUGCGGCUAGUGUAAUCUUACAAAGUAAUGCGUAAAAACAGAGGUGGCGUUGAACAGAUUUAACUGCGAGUAGUUAACGAGAACAGGUGUUUGCUGGAUUCCUAGUAUCUUUCGUACUAUGCUGCAAAAAUGCUGGCAAGAAAGAGCAUCAUCCCUGAAGAGUUUGUGCUGCCGGCGAUCACCAGCGGGAUACCCCGCAAGCCCCGCUUCCGAGACCGGCCUCGGAAAGCUCGGUUCAUCGCCAAGAACGGCGCCUGCAAUCUGGCGCACAAGAACAUCCGCGAGCAGGGCAGGUUCCUCCAGGACGUGUUCACGACCUUGGUGGAUCUGAAGUGGCGCUUCACGCUGGUCAUCUUCACCAUGACGUUCCUGUGCAGCUGGCUGCUCUUUGCGAUGGUGUGGUGGCUGGUCGCCUUCGGACAUGGGGACCUCGAUCCAAACCGCCGGAGUGCGAUCGAGCAGUGCGUCACCAAUGUCAAGUGGGUCCUCUUCUCUUAAUCCUAAAAACUGGCGAUGCUUGCUAGCUAGGCUCAGCAAACCAAGUCCUAACUAAAAGAAUAAACUUUACUAAACCAAACUUAACAGUAGCUCUGUAGCGCGGAUUUGGGAAUUUAACCUUAUAAAUUCGAUUAUUUAGUCGGCUCUAUGUCACUUUUGUAUUUUGUAUUUCAAAAUGACGUAUGUGAUAAACGUUGACCAUUGGACAUGAUUAUUCAUAUUGUAAAAAACAAACCUAUCUAUGUAUAAAACAUUUAUUAUAAGCAGACAAUUCUGUAGCUGAAAAAGCAACAGUUCGCAAUAGCUGCUGUACAUGGUCUAAUUUCAAGCACUAGUUUGGAAAGCGCGGAGAAAACAAUUCACAAACCUAGAACACAUCAAUGAACGAGUACUGUAUACUGUAUAUAAACAUGUUCACCAGGGUAGAAAAAUGUGUGAUAAUUGUGAAUGCACACCACAUGUUAUUUAAUAUUACAGAAUGACACCCAUAGUUCUGUUGAGUCCUGUCCUGUGCUUAAAUUUUACUUAAACUUUUUAUUACUGAAACAUACAGUACGUGAUAAUCAGCUAAUUCUGAAACGAACAAAAGUGUAGUAGUUGAAUGCUGAAGUUGUGAUUGGUGUAAGAUUCAUUUAACUAAAUGUUGUUGAAUCAGAAACAAUAAAACAGAAACAUUUGCUCUAAAAUGGUUUACUAUGAUUUCCACUCUUAUACCUGAAUUAAUAUUUUUGAAUGUCAUUGAAUACAUGUUUAAAUUUAUAUUCCCUGGCAAAAGCCUGCAUUUGUACAAUUGCAUUUUAACUCUCUUUUCCAUUUUUUACAUGCUGAAAGUUAAGACACGCUGUGCUUUUGGCUGUUAUGUGACAAUGGGAGAAACAGUGCCUGUACGUCCCCAUUAUCUUUUAGUAAAAUUCUGCUAUUCCUAAAAUCUUCUAAAAAGAAAGAAAAUUGCCUAGAAACACC